UUGAGUUUAAGAAGUUGCGAUAUUUAUAUAUUUUUAGUAAUGGCCCUGUACACGAAAGCCGCUGAGAUUCUUGAGAAAGUAGAGCGUAAAGAAGGAGCGGUCAAGACUUUGGUGUAUGAAAGUAAAUUUCAGAAUAUCAAGCAGCUUUAUGCCCUGGUAUGUGAGACUCAGAAGUAUUCCUCCGUACUUCAAGAUAUCAUAAUCUCUACCAAGCUGCUUAAGGAGACGAAGCUCAAAAUGAAUUUGGCCAAGGUUCUCCUGUACGACUUUCUGAUUGGCCAGGGGCUGAAGUGUGGUGGCAGUUGGAAGGCUGUGAUGAUGAAGCACCGCUCCCGGCUGCAGGCGGCACUCGCCCGCAUGAAGGUCAAGAAGAAAGUCAGCCGCAACCAGGACCUGCUUCCCCCAGGCAUCCGCAAGGCAUCCGAAGAUCAACUUCCACGCUAUGUGCGUGUGAAUACGUUGAAGACCACCAUGGAAGACGUCAUCGAUUACUUUAAAAGGGAGGGUUUCUCUUACCAAGGCCAAGCUGCUAGGUUGGAUGAUCUGCGCAGUCUGUCAGGGAAAACAUUCCUCUGCGACCAGCACCUCCCAGAACUGCUCGUCUUCCCUCCAAAAAUGGACUUUCAUGCGCACUUUCUGUACCAAGCUGGACACAUCGUUCUGCAGGAUAAGGCCAGCUGUUUACCUGCGUACCUCCUGAACCCCCCUCCUGGGGCUCAUGUGCUUGAUGCCUGUGCUGCUCCUGGGAAUAAAACAAGCCAGCUUGCUGCCAUCAUGGGCAAUAAGGGCAAGCUGGUCGCGUUUGACCUCGACGCAAAGCGACUGUCCACCAUGAGCACGCUGUUGCUCCGGGCCGGUGUCACAUGUCAGCAGCUGGCCAAUCAGGAUUUCCUGAAAGUCGACCCCGAGAGCCCCGAGUACCGCGGAGUGGAGUACAUAUUGCUGGACCCCUCCUGCAGUGGAUCAGGGAUGGUCUGUCUGCGGGACAGCUCUCCGGCGCCCCCACAGGAGGAGGAGGCGCGUCUGCAGGCUCUGGCUGCAUUCCAGCUGCGCUGCCUUAACCACGCCCUGCGCUUCCCUCGACUGCAGCGCCUGGUCUACUCCACCUGCUCAGUCCACAAACAGGAAAAUGAGGAGGUGGUAUCGGCUGGCCUGCAGCAGAACGAGGGUUACAGGCUGAUCCCGGUUCUACCCAGCUGGCCUGAACGAGGCCUGGAGCCCCUGACCCAGUGUCUGCGCGCCAGCACCACCCACACCCUCACCCACGGUUUUUUCGUGGCCUUACUGGAGCGACGACCCCCCAGCAGUGAGGACGCCGCACCGAUGCAACUCUCCACCACUGCGUCAUCACCAGAGAUUUCGGUCAGCAACGAGAACUGGGAGGCAGGAACGGUGUCACUGGAUCAGGAUGCCGCUGAGGGCAAUAAGGGCAAAAAGAAGAAGAAGAAGAGGAAGGGCAAUACAAAGAGCCAGUGCUGAAUGGCGGAUGGAGGCGGGGCUUCAGGCACAUGUCGGAUACCGUACGUGCGUCAGCGAACUGCCUUUAGAGUGGGCUGACCCAUAACGGGGGGGUGACCGAGAAUCUGUCAGUAUGUCUUCAUUCAAAGUCAUUUCCAUUAUGUCAGCUGGAACAGAAGAACACAACGCCCUCCCGCAGCUCAAAUCUGUUCAGUCGUUCAUUUUUAUCCCAGUCCAGCAAAAAAUGUUUACCACACAGAAGUCAGACACUUGGCCUGCCCCACAGGCAGGGUUAGGGACAGACUUCUGGCCCAUGUUUCAGGAAUUGCCAAUCCCACCUAGGCUUAUAGCAGUUUUGCAUGCGUUAAUCUGGCAAGGUAACGGAAUUUUUUGCUGUUGAAUGUAUUUGCCAUAAUAAUCUGGCUCACUUUGUCAGUACAACAAUCAGUGCCAUAGCUGAAUAAAAGUUUUUGAUAAAA
Molecule: messenger RNA, 1937 nt
Organism: Paramormyrops kingsleyae
Lineage: Eukaryota; Metazoa; Chordata; Actinopteri; Osteoglossiformes; Mormyridae
Gene: nsun5
Product: NOP2/Sun RNA methyltransferase 5
Biological process (GO): rRNA base methylation
Cellular component (GO): nucleolus
Molecular function (GO): RNA methyltransferase activity
Source: RefSeq, a predicted model, not a curated record